UUAAAUCGACGUCGAGGCUACGUUAUAUCAAUUGUUUCUUCAUAAACAAACACUGGAUUAAGGAAUAUCAUAAACAAACGAUGUUGUUUAGAAAAGGCAACAAGAAGAAAACGCUUGCUGGAGGAGGACCAGGGGAAUCUGUACUGACCCCAGCGGAUGUUGCUCCACAAGCGAUGGGUUUUCCAGAGGAAACGGAUCAUGUAUGGGCCGUCAAAAAGAAAGGAAAAUGGUCAAAAAGAUACAACAAAAGUAGGACUUUGGUUAUAAAAGCCAACAUUGUCACUAUGAAAAAAGGAGAGAAAAACAAAAUGGAAGUUGACCUUUCAACUUGUGUGACGCCUUUCUUUAAUGACAAAGACUGCAAAGUUACCAUCAAGGGAAACAAAACGUGUCAGUUCCAAAUGGAGAGGAAACAAUACCAGGAGCUUAAGGCUUUUGUAGAAAUGAUCUCGAAACAGGGCAAUACACCAUAUGCUCCUGUAAAGGGAAAGGAACCUACACCAGCAACCACUGUUCGGCAUCUCGAAUCCAACAUCCAGGACGUCGCUGAGCAGGAAAUGAGCCAGCUUGUUGAAGCAGAAUCAACGGAAAAGAAGUUAUUGACUUUCCAACGAUUGACAGAUGACAAUGCAUAUUUGGAAAGUAAUAUUGAGUUUACGUUAGUACUGGCUGAAGAUAUUAUCAGCCGCGAACUAUUUUGGGAGAUCGCACCAAUUGAAGACAUAUAUAAGCAAAGUAGACAACUCUCCAUAAAGUACAUCCAAGACGAGAAAGUCGUGAAACCUGAAGACGUUGCUUUCAAACCUGACGAGAAAGUCGUGAAACCUGAAGACAAUGCUGCCGAAUCUGACGCGAUAUUCAUGAAACCUGAAGUCGUUGCUUUUGAACCUGAGGAGAAAGCCGUGAAAAAUGAAGACGUUGCUUCAGAACCUGACGAGAAAGCAGUGAAACCUGAAAACGUUGCUUUCAAACCUGACGAGAAAGCCAUGAAACCUGAAGACGUUGCUUUCAUAUCUGACGAGAAAGUCGUGAAACCUGAAGACGUUGCUUUCAAACCUGACGAGAAAGCCGUGAAACUUGAAAACAAUGCUGCCGAAUCUGACGCGAUAUUCGUGAAACCUGAAGUCGUUGCUUUUGAACCUGAGGAAAAAGCAAUGAAACCUGAAGUCGUUGCUUCGGAAUCUGACGAGAUAGUCAUGAAAAAUGAAGACGUUGCUUCAGAACCUGACGAGAAAGCCGUGAAACCUGGAGCCGUUGCUUUCGAACCUGACGAGAAAGUCGUAAAACCUGAAAGCGUUUCUACCAAAUCUGAGGAUAUAGCCAUGGGACCUAGAGAGAAUGCUACUGAACCUUACGAUAACGCAAUAAAACGUGUUGAAAAAUCCGUUGUCAACGAAGAUUUGGCUGUAACUGCCACAAUAUCUAAAAAAGAAAAGAGAGGACUCAAAGGCUUUCCUAAAGUUCAAGCAAAACUACGAACAUUUAAAGGUAUGAUAUUCAAUAAAACGAAUGGAAAAUAUAAGUCCUUAGGGAAGGAAACGUCAUUGAUAAAAAAGGAAAGCAUUGAAGUGUCGAAGAUUCCAGAUGUGAAAUUACAACGUGGCAACUCGACAGGUUCAGGUGAAGAUGAAACACCACAAAAAAAUGAAGAAGAUCUGAUAGACGAAGCAACCACAGGAGGAGGAGAAACAGACCCGAAAGGAGAGUUAAUCCUGGUAGGGGUUGGAGGAGAUCCAACAGAGGAACUAACCUCAGCAGGAUGUGAAGGUGACCUUAAGGAAUUAAUCCUUGGGGAUGGUGGCAUUCGGACAGAGGAAUCGACUUCAGUGGAAGAUAGAAGAGAGCUGGCUGAGGUAUCAACUGUCACACAUAACACAAUAUGUAAAUCAGAUUCGCGUCACAGUGUAACGAAGAAACCCAAAUCAUUUAAGAAAACAAUAACUUCUGCGAAAAAAAUUGUCAUAGAGGGAAUUUGUGCCGUACGAGAUUCAUGCAAGAAGACUCUAAAAAAAGCGGUCGAAAUCUGGAAAAAGAUAACAGUCAAUUCCGCAAAACACACCUUUGAGAAUUCAUCAGAAACAGAGGUCAAGUGCUUUGAAGUAGAAGCAGAUGUACCCACAGAAGUAUGGAAGGACAAAAGACCGAUUGAAGCACCUAGUUCUUCAAUCAUAUCUUGUCGAAAUGGCAAAGAAUACCCUAUGCUCAAAAAAGCAAUUUUUGCUACGACAUUGUGUUUCUGGAUCAAGCCCGUCAGCGGGUACAACUUCACUGCUGAGUCGAGCAACAACGACUGGUAUAUCUAUCUUUGUGUACCGGCAGUGAUUGGUUAUGUGAUCCUAUGGCUGGGAGAAAAUCAUGCUCGUCUCGUGUUGGAGUUCCUCACAGAACAACUUGGACGUUUUUUCAUCAACGGGGGGAGGCGUGCUCCUUGGGUCGAAGUUCAACACGAUGGCAUUCACCUUGCUGCACAGAUUGAAGUCUUGGAACUUCAACACGAUGGCAUUCACCUUGCUGCACAGAUUGUAGUCUUGGAACCUCCAAUCGAGCGCUUUAUCUUGCCUAUAGAAGAGGAGCAGGCACCUACAGCUGACAACGAAGAGCUGGUGAUCCGCAACUAGUAGUUGAACGAUGUAAGAGCUAACGAGUGACUUGACAAGAAUAGACCUGAUUGAAAUCGACCUUUGCUGAGAGCAUCUUCAAGAAAAAGAAUCAGGUAGGUUGUUAUUUAAUACAGAAAAUAGACACCAGAUCACGACAGAUCACUUUUCUAUAUUUUGCACAAACACUCUUGUUCACGGUUAAGUUCACUCCAUAGCUACUACCUAAGUUGUUCACAUCACAAUGAACGUGUUGGUAUUUGAAAUCUGUUUGUUUACUUUCUUAUAAUCAUGAAUGCAUGAUAGUUAAGAUUUUUUCUUUUGAGUUAUCAAACACAAAACGUUUUUUUUAAAUUAAUACAUUCAGGCGAACGAAACGGAAAAUUUUAGUUCUGUGUUAAUGACAUGUCUGCAAAAAGAUAGUUUUACCAUUGUUUGUUGGAAACGAUUUAAUCUUCAGGUAAGUGUUAAUAUACGCAUAACUGCCCUCUUUACAGGCAACUUUUUCAAACCAAAUUUUAACAUAAUUUAAGUGUCCAAAUGAGGUAUCUAUAAAAUGUGUUGUUAACCCAAAUUAAGUGACUUGAAAUAUUUCACAUGAAACGUUGUCUUUAUGCCAUUUGUUUAAAUUUUUCUGCAACAGGUAUAUGUAAACUAUGUAAUGACGGGGCGUUCUCCAUCUUUCCAUCGUCAACUUCUGCUUAAAAUUAGUCCAACAUCAUUUCUAUAACCCCAAAUGAACUUCACAAUACUCAUAUGUUUUGAAAAACAUUAAACAACCUCUUUCCAGAACCUACAAGGCCUAGAGUCAUAUUAUAUUACCUAUUGCUUGAUCAGAUGAAGGCUAUCAAUAUUGUCAAAAUGACUUAUCACAAUACAUGUCCAAGGUAACAGUGAUCAAAUGUUAUUUUUCGAACGUUUCAGAAUCGCAUAUAUACAUAAUGCUGACUCAUUAAAUAAUAGAUGAGGGAUACAGGCCUAUUGAACGUCUUGCCUUGUAUAUAGUUAUUUCUGUCAGUGUCUAAACAAGGCAAGGAAUGAUCAUCUUAUUUUCUUUGUAAUUCAGGGUUUUUUUUGUGAACAAAUUUGAUAAAAAAAGUUGUUGUACAUGUUUCCAUCAUAUAUGUUUCUUGCAUUUUCUAGCAAUUAUUCAUUUAAAACAAAUUCUCUCAUCAGAUUACACGGGAGAUAUGUAAAUUAUCAGAAUAAUUCAUGGAAUGGGAUAUACGUGUGCAUAGUUAUUUUUGACCUUUGGAAUUAUUUCAGACGGACACAUGACAAGUGCACACACUAAGGAAAACGAAUGAGACUUAUUGAAAUAACAAUACUCUUACUACAUCAACAUACAUUUUACAGUAUGGUGGUAUGUGUGACCUGUGGUCUAUCAUACAUCCUGUUGUAAGUUGAAAACCAAAACACUACUGAAUUAGACAAUGCAACCAUUUACGUAAAAUGUAACAUCGCUCAGAUUGAAUUCGCGGUUAAAACCAUGGUUACAUAGUAUAUCAAAUUCUUGUAUCAUGUUCAAGCGAAGAUGCACAGCUCGUCACGCGCCAGGAAACAGCUCUGAUUGUAUUUAAGUAUUCAACAGGUUAACAGAGACGUAGCGUUUAUAAGUGUUUACAUCAUUCCAACACAUAUUCAGGCAGGAUUUCCUUUUUCGCUGUAUGAUUUAAUAUACAAUUUUUAUAAUUUCUGUUUUCACCGCCAGUUUUGGUUUUUAUAAAGAGGGUUCUAAUGUUUAUAAUGAGUGAGAUGUUAUAUUUUCUUAAAAGGAAUAUACAUUUUAUAACUUAGUUUUGUUUUGAUAAUGUAGAAACAUUCCGUGUUGAAGGUAUGAAAAUAUUCCAUUUGACUUUCCAAACUAUUGAUAAAUCCUAACUGUUUUUUCCAUCGUUAAGCUUUUGAAUAUCGAUUUUGAUUGUCGACUACGAAAUAUUUAAAUGGUUCCAUAAAAUGUCAGAUAGUUUUAUCAAUUGUGUGAUACCCUUGUCUAAACUAACUCUAUGUUGUGUGCUGUGUUAAUUAUGAUGGUUUGCUUCAUGCUUAUUUUUCAGUUAAUUUAAUAUACCAGUUUCCAACGCAGAUUCUAGAUUUUAUGUUUUCAUUACAUUCAUAUGUUAGAUGUAGUCUUAACUAGUGACACAAAAAGCCUCAAAAAUAAAAUAAAAUAAAUAAAUAAUGAGUGUCAAAGGAAUGAUGUCAUAUAAAGGGUACAUUUGACACAUAAUUCGCGAUUCAAUGGGUGUCAAUUAAAUAUUGUUUGUUUUAAUGGCAUUAAGUAGUUCUAUGACACUCAUUGACAUUUAAUGUGUUAUGAGAGGAAAAAUAUAUGAUUGCACUUUAUUAGAAAUAUUAAAAAAUAAUUGCUGUCGGGGAAUUUUCUUUUAUAUAGUCGGCGAUGCGACGACAUUAAUGCCUAAUACCUAACAGAUUAUUUUGAACUAUCGGCAGUAUCCUAAUUAUCUUAAAAGAGAAGUGGGAAAAACAGAAGGGAAGGUAACUCGCCCCUUACAGUACGUCAUUCUUUAUCGCCUAUAUUGUAGUAACACUUGUAUACACUGCCUUUAACAAAUAUUACACUUUAAUUGUAAUAAAUUGCAU
Mizuhopecten yessoensis (Yesso scallop) is the source of this 5201-nucleotide messenger RNA. RefSeq lists its product as uncharacterized. The transcript is spliced from 15 exons. Bases 81 to 2618 code for a protein of 845 amino acids. NCBI's taxonomy places the organism in Eukaryota, Metazoa, Mollusca, Bivalvia, Pectinida, Pectinidae. The record is from RefSeq and is a predicted model, not a curated record.